Molecule: messenger RNA, 2690 nt
Organism: Puntigrus tetrazona (Sumatra barb)
Lineage: Eukaryota; Metazoa; Chordata; Actinopteri; Cypriniformes; Cyprinidae
Gene: spry1
Product: sprouty homolog 1, antagonist of FGF signaling (Drosophila)
Exons: 2
Coding region: 764-1624 (286 amino acids)
Biological process (GO): negative regulation of fibroblast growth factor receptor signaling pathway; animal organ development; negative regulation of MAP kinase activity
Cellular component (GO): cytosol; membrane
Source: RefSeq, a predicted model, not a curated record
CACACACUCGGCGAGGGGGGUUGCGCUCGCGCUCUUAAGGUCGCACCAGCGCUGCUCGUGUUUUUGAUCUGAUGUUUUCGAGACAAACGCAGAAAGCUUUUAAUGAGAAAGCGAUUUAGUUGCAUCCGCACCAUAUAAAAGUUCAGUGCGGCUUUCCCUGGAGACAAAAAGGAAAUCAGCUGCGCGUAAAAGCAGAGACUAAUUCUAUCCGACUGCGUUUCAGAGUCACAAGCAAAAUAAUAACGCAUAAAACACUUUGUAACUAAGAGUACCAACACACCAGUAUAUUUGACCGAUGAUAAAUCUUUAGCACAUGACGCAGAGAUAAUGUUGAUGUGGAUGGCGUGCGCGACGCGCCGCGGCAGAUGCGCGCGUUUCACACGAUCCACCUUAAACCCCGAGCUGGUCCACCCCUCCUGCAUCUGCCCCAUGAUCCUCUUUCAUUCAUCAGUGUGUGUGUGUGUGUGUGUGUGCGCGCGCGCGCAAAAACAGCGCACGCAUCUGAUCCGACACACUCACGCAGAGUCUGACGCGGCGCACGGACGCUCCCCGUCCGCGGAUUUAACCGGAUCCUCUCUGCCUCUCCCCGCGGAGGUCGCUCUGGAUGUUACGCUCGCGGUCACGCGCUGAUUCUCGGCCUCGCUCUGGACAUAUUGAUGGACGUUUGGCACGAGGACCGAUGGAUCUGACAUUACAGGAGUCCGUCUGUAGGCCGUCAGAUGAACGUUGCGUCAGUGUUGUUUGGAGCCGCUGAUCGUGUCUCAUGGAUCGCCUCGGUCAGCGCGGAGGAAGCCUCCCGUCCGGCGCCGUCCUUUCCCUGGACCAGAUCAAAGCCAUCCGCUCAUGCAACGAGUACACCGAGGGCCCGGCCGUGGCUCGCAGACCGGCCCCGGGGCCGCCUCCGCCGCGCGCCGCGGACAAGCAGGAGAGGACUCACGAGGUGCUCCUGGUGAACGUCAAUAACAACUACGAGCCGCGAGCGACGCGUCCUCCGGUGCUCAGCAGAUCCACGAGCUCCGGGAGCAACAGCAGCGACGGAUCGGAGCGAGGCCUUCUGGCGCCGUCGUCGCAGCACCGCAGCCGCGCCGUACGGACUCAGCCCAAAGCCCUGAACGCUUCCAUGCAUCCGUUUCUCCCGCCGGACGCCGCCUUCAAACGGGACAAACUGGACUCGGCGCACUCGUACAUCUGCGAGAGCUGCGGGAAAUGCAAGUGCGGCGAAUGCACGGCGCCCCGUCCGCUCCCGGCGCGCCUCGCCUGCAACGGGCAGUGCUUGUGCUCGGCCGAAAACGUGGUGGAGCACGGGACGUGCAUGUGUUUGGUCAAAGGGAAUUUUUAUCACUGCUCGAAGGACGACGACGACGUCGGCGACCCCUGCGCGGACCGGCCGUGUUCGCUGUCGCACCCGCAGUGCUGCUCGCGGUUCCUGUGCAUGGGCCUGGUGUCUGCGCUCUUCCCGUGUCUGCUGUGUUACCUGCCCGCCAAGGGCUGCGUGAAAGCGUGCAACUCGUGCCACGACCGCGUGAAGCGGCCCGGCUGCCGCUGCAAGAACUCCAACACCGUUUACUGCAAGCUGCAGAACUGGAACCGGACGCCUGGACACGCGCCGGGGAAACCGUCCUGAGGAACACCGCGUGUUUCUUUUAGCUGAAAAAAGCUGGUUUUGCUGCUGCAGGAUGUGGAGAUCGCGAACAGGGCGUGGACGUGUGGGAGGAGCUAUGUUAAUGAGCGCCAGAUAAGCCCCUCCCCCCACACGACGGAAUAACCACUCGUUUGUUUUUACGAAAGCUGUGUUCCACUCCACUUUUUCGCACUUUACUUCUCUCUUAAGAACGUCCCCGCUGCGUUUCACUUCUUGGAGCAAGUCCGCUUUCUACGACCACAAUUAUAACCCUAAUCAUCCCCGUCCCAGACAACUCUACACUCUUAAAAAUAAAGGGAUGCCGUUUAAAGCAUUUAUUCGUCCAAAUGGUUCCGUAAAGAACCUUCGAACAUCUGAAGAGCCUUCUGUUUCACAAAAGCUUCAAAAGAAGGUUCUUCAGAUUCUAAAAAGGAAAGACAGAGAUGGUUAUUUAAAGCACCUUGGACUGAACUAACAUCUCUGGGAAGUACGUGUUUGAGCACCUUUAUUUCUGAGUGUAUAUAGUAUAGAUGAAACAUUUAUACCAGCCGGGGAUUUCCUUUGUCUGUAUAGCUGCACUAAAGCAAUACGUGAAUAAUAUAAAGGAUAACCAGCUCCGUAGCAGAUGUGAAGAGGUAUAAGUCAGGAUAAGUCCACCGGCGUGAACGAGAGCGAGUGAAGUGUGUGAGGAGUGCAGUGGGACGCAGCCGCCGUGUUUGUCUUACGCCUCCAAACCUGUGAAGGACUUCAUGAGAUGUAGCUGUCGUGGGAUCUCCAGGCGUUCUCACGCAGAGACGUACGUUCAAGAGGAAGCUACGGCUGGUUUUAAAAAGGAAACGUUAAAGACUGUUAAAUCUUUUUUUUUUUUUUUUUUUUUCUUCGUCGUCGUUGUAAAAAACAAAUAUUUAUUACGUGAAGCUCUAUUAUUUUAUGAUAUUUAUUGCAAAGGACAGAUUUACACGUGUCUGAGUAUAACACAAUAUCAACACUUACUGCGACCGUGAGAAGAACGGAGAGACGGAUGGAAACAUGUUAACUUUAAUGCAAAAAUAUACAAGUUAAUGCAAAA